Molecule: messenger RNA, 1866 nt
Organism: Toxorhynchites rutilus septentrionalis
Lineage: Eukaryota; Metazoa; Arthropoda; Insecta; Diptera; Culicidae
Gene: ash2
Product: set1/Ash2 histone methyltransferase complex subunit ASH2
Exons: 5
Coding region: 235-1830 (531 amino acids)
Cellular component (GO): Set1C/COMPASS complex
Molecular function (GO): transcription cis-regulatory region binding; protein binding
Source: RefSeq, a predicted model, not a curated record
GAUCGAUAAUCGCAGGCUCUGCUAAUUUAUGUUGCUUGUUGAGCUCUCGUGUCCCGUGUAUAUGUUUGAAUUGUGUUCAGAAAUUAUGUGAAUAUUGAAUUAAGUUCAAUGUGUACUGUUUGUUAGUGAUGUGUUCUAUCUGUUAAGGUUCCAGUACUUAAUGAUUUUGCCGAGUUCAGCAAAGUUUUAGUAGAUAAAUAUUAGAUUCCAACGUACCGUCCAUUUCGAUUCAAGAUGGAAGAUGCUGAAGCAAAGUCGGGCAAGAAUUCGCCGAAAUCGGAAGAGAAAGUACUUACUUGUUAUUGCGGCAAAGAGAGAAAUCUUAAUAUUGUGGAGCUGCUAUGUGUUACUUGUAAUCAUUGGUACCACGAGUCCUGUAUAGGGUUUCAGUUGGGCCGGCUGGUGCCAUUCCUGAUGAAUUAUACCUUUGUCUGUAAAAACUGCUCCGCAACAGGACUGGAAAGCUUCCGUAAAAGUCAGGCUACGAUACCGCAAAUGUGUGUCACUGCGAUAGCCAAUUUGCAGCAGGCUUCCGUUAAGGAGGGCAAACCAAGAUUCCUUUUUAGCAAGGAUAAGGACAUCAUUCCCUACAUGGAUCACUACUGGGAAUCGAUGACGACGAUGAGCCGGCGGUCAACUCAAUCAUGGUAUGCAACGGUCCAGCGGACUCUGUUGAAGGAUAUCAACACGGUGUUCACGUACGAGGAAACCAGCGAGAACGGGCAGAUGUAUGGGCUGGUUGCGCAAGACUUGCUCCUGAUAAAGCCAAAUUAUGACGAAGCUUCGGCACAAAACGCACAAAACCUGGCGAAAGCUGGCCGACAACCGAAGCGUAAACUGCCCAACAGUGAACAGGGAGGUGGCCUGGGCAAGAAGAACCGUGCUGGGGCGGAAGUAGGGGGGCUCGUGAAACUGCCCGCCCAUGGCUAUCCCCUGGAGCAUCCUUUCAACAAAGAUGGCUACCGUUACAUACUGGCUGAACCGGAUCCACAUGCUCCCUUCCGGCAGGAAUUCGACGAGAGCGCGGAUUGGGCUGGGAAACCGAUUCCCGGCUGGCUGUACCGGGUUCUGUCACCCAAUGCGGUUCUUAUUGCGCUGCACGAUCGAGCCCCACAGCUGAAGGUUUCCGACGAUCGACUGGCGGUCACCGGUGAGAAGGGAUACUGUAUGGCUCGUGCCACACACUACGUCACACGGGGAUGCUGGUACUGGGAAGCAACGGUCGAGGAAAUGCCAGAAGGAUCCGCCUGUCGGUUGGGAUGGGGCCAGGAAUAUGCCAAUAUCCAGGCCCCAUUAGGAUAUGACAAAUUUGGCUACUCCUGGCGUUCGCGAAAGGGCACCCGUUUCCACGAAUCUCACGGCAAGCAUUACAGUGAUGGAUAUGGGGUAGGCGAUACGCUUGGUUUUAUGAUUGUCCUGCCGGAUUCGAAUCCAAUUGGGCAUGUGCCCGGAACAUUCAAGGAUAGGCCACUGGUUAAGUUCAAGAGUCAUCUUUAUUACGAGGAGAAGGAUAAGGUUACGGAAACGUUGAAGUCGCUGAAGGUGCUGCCGGGCAGUAAGAUUCUCUACUUCAAGAAUGGAGUUUGUCAGGGAGAAGCAUUCAUAGAUAUUUACGGUGGAGCAUACUAUCCUGCUAUAUCCAUUCACAAAAACGCCACAAUCAGUGUUAAUUUCGGACCAAACUUCAAGCAUCCCGAAGUGCGGGAUCAGUUUCAAUUCAAGGGGAUGUACGAACGCAUAGAGGAAAUGAUAUGUGAGCAAACCAUGGCGGACAUGAUGUAUUUCACUGAGAACGAUGGCAAGCUUCGACUGGACUCCUAUAGCAUCUAAGACUAUGUAAAUAAAACCAUCUCAUUAACUGUUUAA